Syngnathus typhle (broad-nosed pipefish) is the source of this 2839-nucleotide messenger RNA. RefSeq names its product tubulin tyrosine ligase-like family, member 10 (gene ttll10). The transcript is spliced from 14 exons. The coding region runs from base 781 to 2331 and encodes 516 amino acids. Lineage: Eukaryota; Metazoa; Chordata; Actinopteri; Syngnathiformes; Syngnathidae. Gene Ontology annotation, biological process: protein modification process. The record is from RefSeq and is a predicted model, not a curated record.
UCUCAAAUGUGAUCUCUUCUUUGUCUUCAUUGUCUUAAGAUGCAAGUUGCCUUCACAACCUGUUGCUCGGUGACACGCUUUUUGCAACUUUCUCAAAUGUUUGUUUGUCAGCUAAGAACAGGAGACGCGUAAGCGAUUGUGUACGGAUAAAGCGUUAGCUUAAGGGGUGUUUUCGAUGCAAAGCGAAAAUAACACGUAUCAAAUUCCGGCUCCGCUUAAGCAGAAAGAAAGACUAGGUAACAAUAGAAGCCAACGUUCAUUCCUAAACUGGAUAGACCAGUUGGGGCAGGUAAAGGCAAACUGCCAGACUUGUCAAAGGACACGAAGACAGUGGUUGACUCCUCUUCGAUCACACAACCUUCUGCACGAGGAGACAACCGGUCGAAUGACGAGGGCCCGCGGCACCGGUUUAUAAUGCUGAUGAUUAACUAAAUAGAGUCUGGGAAAGCAGGUCUGCUCGGCUUUCUCAUUUCAUGGGGCCUGACUGACCGUGAGGAAGACGGGAGUGUUCUCAAGCGGCGGGGUGGAAAUUCAAGACCUUUCUUUGCUUUUUUUCUCAGCCCCUGCCUUCCAAAAACUUUCUUUGGUUUGGUGGCAUUCUUUGCUUGGGGUACCUUUCAAGACGGCCUCGCCUGGCUGGAGGGUUGAAUCAACAAGGUGGAGAAAGAGUCUGCGGAGUAGUUGAGGAGGUUGAGGCUGAACAGGGAACAAUACGUCGUUGAGUGGAUAUCCAGCAGUAAGCUCACAUUGUGCUGUUCCCCCAGUGUGAAGCUUGAGAUCAUGUCAUCUGAGAGCUUGUUGGAGCAGUGCAAUGAGGCCCGGAAGGAUGACGGCAAAGUGCACAAACAAAGAAAAGAAGUGGAGGAGGACAACCAGGCUGCAGUAACAUUAUCUCCUGCUCGUGAUGUCGUAGAGGGCCUGAUAACCGUCCAGGUGAAGGAGAUGCAAUCUGGUCAAUGCAAAAAGGGACGGAUCUCGAUGGCUUUGAACAAGAAGAGACAUGACAGAGACUCGGUCAAGGAAAGGGUCCAGCAUGUUGAAGAGCACCGAGGUUCUGGCCCUUUUUUCUUCUUUGGAGGAGCCAAUGGUGCUGAGAUAGUGAGCACUUAUUGUGAGGGAAGAGGAUGGAAGAGGACAUACAACAAGCACAGGGAAGACUUCAAACUCAAGUGGUGUGAGACCAAAUCUCCACGCACGUACCACAACUUCAGAGAAGGAGAACAACUGGUUUAUCAGAUCCCCAACAACAAGGUUCUCACCACCAAGAUUGGCCUGCUGAGCAGUCUGAGGGAGUACGAGCGAGUCACUUGCAAAGUCAACCACGGCCGAGUGUUCAGGAAGAUGAAAAUGAAGGAGUUUAUUCCUACAACCUUCCGUUUGGAUGUGAAGCAAGAGCGAGAGGCUUUCUUUGCUCAGCAGGAGGCAGGUUCACACAUCAAUUCCAGUCAAAUGUGGAUAUGCAAGCCCACUGGUCUGAACCAGGGCAGAGGAAUCUUCCUACUGAAGAGCAUGGAAGACGUUGCCGCCUUGACCCUGAAGCUGCAACACAUGGACGACCUGCGGACCAACACUAAGACUCUUCAUCGCCAGCCUCAGGCUUACAUUGUCCAACAUUACAUCCAGAGGCCUCUGCUGUUACGAGGGAAGAAGUUUGACGUGCGCUCUUUUCUCCUAAUAGCCUGCACGUCACCUUACAUGGUCUUCUUUCGCCACGGAUACAUCCGACUGUCCUGUGACCACUAUGACCCCAGCUCCAAUAAUCUCUCAGCCCACCUGACCAAUCAGUACAUGCAGAAGAAGAACCCUCUGUACAGUCGCAUGAAGGAGGAGACCGUGUGGUCCAUGGAGAGCUUCAACGCCUAUGUCAACGAUUGCUUUCAGGUUGCAAAGGAUCUGCCAAGGGACUGGGUGCUGGGCGCCUUCACAAAGUACAUGCAGCAGAUGAUGACACAGUGUUUCCUUGCUGUCAAACACAAGCUGGACCGCAGGCUGGGUUUCUUCGACUUGAUUGGCUGUGACUUCUUGGUGGACGAGGACUUCAAGGUGUGGCUUUUGGAGAUGAACUGUAAUCCAGCCCUCCAUGUCAACUGUGAGGUGCUGAAAGAGGUGAUACCCAGCACUGUAGCCGAGACACUGGAUUUAACUCUUGAGAUCUUCAACAAGUGCCGUCUAAGACAGCGGAUCUUGCCUUUGGCCUGUCAGAGGGAGUUUGUACUCCUGUACAACGGACUUUGUGGCUCGCAUUCCGACAACACUGGAAAGAGCCGCAAAGUUUCGAGAAAAAUCCAAAAGACUAGGCCCAGACGGGUACGUGGGACACAACGCAACUGAGACAGCCCACACAUCUUCUGACAGCUCUUCAAGUAUCGCCACCUUAAACCGUCAUAGUUAUGUGGAGAUCAAAAUGAGCACAUGCGCAAUGCAGCAUCACCAUGCAUGUGAGGAUGCGUUGAAACACUGAUUUAAUGCAACAAAUAGAAAAUAUUUGCAUGUUCAGUGAGUAAGUGACUAGUAUAUUCUUCGAUGAACCUCAAGUUUAUUUUUUUUUUAAAUACGUAAAUCAUGUACACUUUACAUUUGCAAACAUGUCAUGCAUGUAGUAGGUUCAUUAUGCUAUUUAGAUCUCAAGUUGCCUUGUAAAUAAAUAAAUACAGAAAUUAUACACAAUUACACAUUCAUAAUUUAUUAUAAAACAAAUGUUAGUAAAUGUCUUGUAUAUACAGCAUUGGUUUUUCCUUAGAGUGCCACUUGUUGCUAUGCAGAGUUCAUAGGGCUUAGGGAUGACUGUACCAUCAGCCAAUGAAAAAAGAGAAAAUAAAAACUGCAUAAUCAGACCACC